AUGCUGUUGAUGGAGCAUCUGCUUCACAGUUCACAUUAUUUCGGCUGUUGAGGCUACUUCAGGCCUGUCAUGGAGUGCAGAGGUGGCGUCAGUGGGUUUUUACUGCCUGCGUUGAUGAUCCUGUCUCUUUGUGAAGAUAGUGGUGGACUGGCUGUCCCUUGUACCUCUGCUAACGAAACUGCGGCGACAAACAAGGAGACAGAAAAGGGCGGAGGUCAAGCAAGAGAUUUCCAGCUGUUGGUGCUCUACAAUGUCGUUGCCCUCAGUCUUCUGCUGGCUGUCGCUGGGUUAGCGUACGGACUGAGUCAAAGACGAAGGACGAAGCAUCAGGAGGAGACGGGACGGUCAGACGAGGUCGUGAUAAACAUGGCGGCAACAGGAGCCCGAUCCGGGGCGACCUCUGCCAACAUCAACUCCUACAUCGAUGCUGACGACUGCCGCAUGGUGUUGUCCUCGAGCUCGGCCUCCAGCCAGCGGCAUCCGCAGAGUACCUCCCCACCUUCCAGCAGGUACAUCCUGGAGGUGCCACAAGACAAAGUUGACGCUCCCAGAAUUGAUGUCGAGAGUUCUCCAAACGAUUUCCUCUACACAGAAGUUGAAAAUCGACCUCCAUGUUUGCCCCCCUCACGCCGAAUGUCCGAGAGCACUAAUAACAGGACUCGGUCCCGUGACAUGACUCAAAAAAACCAAGAAGCCUUAGCCACGACCUCCAGACACUUUUCUGAAGCACCAAAUUCUACAGAGGCAGUAGCUCCAAUCACACCCUCUGUAGAUCAUUCACUAAAGAGACGCAUGGAUGACUUUCUGUACACUGACAUGAGCAGUCCACCGCCUUGCUUGCCUUCUCGCAAAAUGUCUGGACAACUUGAUGUCAGUAGGACAAAGUCUCUGACCCUCCCUCGUCAGAAACUAGAGCUUCCCUCCACGAAAUCCAGUUAUGUACCUGAGCUUCAUAGGGCACUGAGCAAGGUCGGAGUGGCCGUACCUGGAGUUGAGAGUUCUCAGAAGACGAGAGUUACCUUCCAGAAUGGGGUCGAAGAGCAAUCCCAGAGUGCAAAAGCCUCAUCUGUAAUGGCGCCAUCGGUCUACCGGAUGGUUGUCAAGAAGAAACCGAAGAGCCAAGGGCAAAUGUACCAGAAUCAGCCGGAUCCAGACAUAGCCUCCAGUCCGAGGGUAGAACGCCCACAAAAGACGAAAUCCAUGGCCCCGACUAUCAUGGGCACCUCGCAGGGUCCUACUGUACGCAACACCUUGUCCAUGGAGAAAAGGAGAACAGCUUGUCCUCCCAUCAAUACACAGAAGGCUGCAGACUUUGAUGUCCUCAUCCCGACAAAGUGUUUAACUAUGGAGUCCACACACCCGUAUGUUAAUCAACUGACUCCAGGUAUAACAUCCAGCCAAGAGUCGCCAUGGAUCGAAGACAAAGAAGAGAAUGAUGCAAACUGUGUGGACAAUGCCUCUCACAACACAAGUACUGAUGAUGACUACUACACGGAGGUUGACGACCCUCAGGAGUAUGUGACUCCUAUCCCGAGGGUCCCUGUCGAUCCCGAGACUCCAUCGCCAGCCACAGAACAUGGCUACGUCAACGUGCCGCGUGCAGACAGAAAGUCUGAACGCAGGACAAAACCAGAUAGUUCUCUCUAUCUGGACUGCCGCAAAGACAGUUAGCUCUGAAUCGAUGACACAGGUCGAAGGUACUGACAAGUCGGAGAAAGAAAACACAGGAAAUGAUGAUGACCGGCAAGUGUACUGGACAUCACUUAUUUCUAAUACCUGAGCUAUAUAUAUAUAGUCGACAGCCUGUGUACAGAACUUCCUUCCAACGAGAAAGCAAACAGCUAUUCUGGAAUUAACAAUGGGUCGUCACUUAUUUUCUAGAAAUGCUAGAAUCAUGAAAACCAGUGCAGACCACCUUUUCAACACCCUCUCCACGACCAAGAAAAAAAAAUCACGCCGUUUAAGAUAUUUUACCUCUGAUUAUUAUUGGAUUUUCUCUGUUGCUGUUGCAGUGAGGGAUGUUUGAUGAUUUCAUGGAACUUGCAAAACUGUUUACAGAAAUUGCAGAUUGUAUGCUUCUGCCCAUUUCUCGGCGAAAAAAAAUAUUCAAGAAACAGCUACGUCCACCUGAUUUUGAAACGUUCCCCAGAAUUUAUAUUUUUUUAUUUUUGCUAUAUGACACAAUUAACAUGUUGAUAAUAAAAACAAUAGUUUUCUGUCA
This is a messenger RNA of Pomacea canaliculata, 2221 nucleotides long. RefSeq lists its product as uncharacterized. The transcript is spliced from 11 exons. Lineage: Eukaryota; Metazoa; Mollusca; Gastropoda; Architaenioglossa; Ampullariidae. The record is from RefSeq and is a predicted model, not a curated record. Bases 70 to 1671 code for a protein of 533 amino acids.